This is a messenger RNA of Brassica rapa (field mustard), 2665 nucleotides long. Its product is annotated as SMR domain-containing protein At5g58720. NCBI's taxonomy places the organism in Eukaryota, Viridiplantae, Streptophyta, Magnoliopsida, Brassicales, Brassicaceae. The record is from RefSeq and is a predicted model, not a curated record.
ACAAAAAAUUGGUAAUCCAUCUUUUGUUUACUUUUUUCACUGUUUGCAAAUAUUGGUAAACAUUUAAUGCAAAUUGCUCAUUAAAUGUUUUGACUAAUACCCAAAUCGAUUUCCUUCCCCACGAAAUCUAAAUUCGAAAACUCCACAGCCUUAUAAAUCUAAAUCGAAAGAUAAUAUAUAAUUAUAACCGGAAAAAAUUUCUAAAAUAUCUAUUUUUAAGUUUUUGUCACAAAAAUAAUCAUCAAUGAAUAAAAUGACCAAAAUAAGUUUUAUUAAAAAAUAAAAAUAUUUUUUUCUAGGGUUAACUAAUCUAGAUUUAUGAUUUAGAGUUAAAGGAUGAAGUUUUGGAGAUAUUGUUUCGAAAUUUUUAAAAUAAAUAUUAAAAUUUUCAAAAUAAAAAUAAGUUAUUUUAGUCAUUUUCUUUUUUUGAUGGUUAUUUUUGUGAUAAAAAUUUUAAAAUGACUAUUUGAAAAAAAUAACCUUAUAGCUAUAUGAUAUUCACUCUUAAUUUUUUUUGUUAACUUUUGAAAUUGGUAAAAAUAAUUCAAGUUGGAAAAGAAGAUAUGAUGAAAAGGAAAUCAAACCUGGGAAAGUCAACUAAAGAAUAUCACGGUUCUGUUUUUCAUAUUUCGCCCGUCAUCAGUUAGUUUUAAAUUGGUCCAUUUAAACCGGUCAAUAGGCGCAACCAGGAAGCAAACCGGUCGGUGUGCGUGUCCGAAAAACGUGGUCACCAUCAGCGCGUGCUCAACACGGAGAUUCCGAUUCCCAAUCAAAUCGGGAAGACAAAAGAAAAAAAAAGGUUAUAUUCCUACGAUAUUGGGGAAACUUCUUCGAUUAGGAAUAGAACCAGAUUUGAUUCUCAGUUUAUUUAUAUUCCUCUUUCCCUCUCUCCGACGCUUCUCGUCGGAAACUUGGGAUUCAGUUUAUCCUGCACACAUCGGAAGAGACUCUAUUGAUUCUACGAACGGCGUCGUUUCGAUUCAAUCCACGUCCAAGCUAUAUAAUGAAGCACGAUAGCCAGCAGAAGAGGAGGAAGAAGAAGAGGCCCUCCUCCGGUGACGGAGCAGCAACGUCCGGCGUGAACACAAAAGAGUUGGAUGAAGAGAAGAGGCAUAUCGAAUCGUUGAUGGAUGCCUUUUGCUCUGUUUCCAUGGAGGAAGCCACGUCUGCUUAUAGAGAGGCAGCCGGAGAUUUGAACAAAGCCGCCGAGCUUUUGUCGGAUCUGGUGGAAAACGGUGAUGACCCGUCGACGAGUUCGGGUCAGGAAACCGGGUCUACUUCUGAGUACGGGGCUGGAUCGAGCUCCAGCUGCUGCGGUGAUGACGUGGCGAGAGAGAGUUUGUUUAUGGGAGGACGAAGCAAGCAGAUUAGAGUUAUUGCUGCCACGGGGAUGGUGUCUUCCGUGAUUGCCAAGGAUUACUUGAAGGCGAAGAAAGAGUUUCCUUCUUUUGUGGAAAGGUCUAAAGAGCUCUCUGGGAAGAAAGCUGGGGAUAGAGAGAAAGCUGAGCAGUUUUUAACUUCGAUGCUUGGAGAUGAUUGUGAGCUUAGCAUGGCUGUUGUUAGAGAUGUCCUUUGUCAAUGUGGCUACGAUGUGGACAUGGCCUUGAAUGUGUUGCUUGACAUGUCUUCUUCUUCAUCAACUAAUGAUGAUUCAUUAAGUGGUAGAUCUUCCCGCAUAGGAUUCAGCGAUAGUCAGCUGGCGGAUACAUCAUUUGAUACUGAUACUUCCGAAAGUGAGCCAAGCUUCUGGGGAGGCUUUAGUCCAAGGGAUUACUCGAAAGCUCUCAUGAGUGAUCCUUUUACAACUAGACAAGGAAGUUGUGAGCCUUUUCAUCCACAAAAGAUGUUGGAGUCUCUGUUCAACAUUCCCCAGAGUACUAAACACGAACCGAAGACAAUGAGUUGGAGAAACGUCGCCAAGAAAAUGCAAUCACUUGGCAUUGAUGCUUCUUCAUCUAGUGGUGAAGGGUCACAUCCUGAAAAUUUUGGUAAGGAUGAUGGAUAUCAUGAACUUAGAAAAGGUGCAAAUGACCAGUGGAAUGUAACUAAGUCCUACUAUCAAAAAGCUGCAGAAGCAUAUUCCAAAGGAGGGAGGGCUCAUGCGGCUUACCUUUCUGACAAGGGAAGAGCGGCAUCUAAAUUAGCUCAACGAGCAGAUGAGAGGGCAAGCCAAGAUAUAUUCGUCGCUAGAAACAAGGGUAUAGAGAAUAUGAUAACCAUUGAUCUGCAUGGUCAACAUGUUAAACAAGCAAUGAGGCUAUUGAAGAUGCAUCUCUUACUCGGAGCAUAUGUCCCUUCCAUUCAGACACUACGUGUGAUCACAGGAUGUGGGUCUCAUGGGUUUGGGAAGUCCAAAGUGAAACAAUCGGUGACAAAGCUGCUAGAAAGAGAAGGCGUUGGGUAUUGUGAAGAGAACAGAGGGACAUUACUGAUCAAGCUUGAGGGAUGUAGUAGAGAGUUCAGUUUCAUAGACACAGAGAGUGACUCUGAUUUAAGUUAAAACUAAAACUAAACUCAGGUUUUAGCUUUAGAUCUUAUAAUUAUAUCUCUGUCUAUAUCUCAUUCUAGCUGUGUGUGUAAAGUAAAUGUUAAGCAGCACUUCUCUUCCUUAAUCAUCCUUUUUAUAUUUUCACAUUAUCUAAGAGUUAUGAAACACUUUGGCUGA